AUGGGGGUGAGAUUUGUGAGACAAGAUUACAUGAUCCAUGUUCAGAUAAAAGAAAGUAGAUUAGGCCAGAUUGGAUACAAUCUAUACGAUCCUUGGAAGAAAUUGGAAGAUUUUGAUUACGAUCAAAAAACUGAGAAAUAUUUUAUAAAAAAUUUGAAUGGUUCAAAAACUUUGACAAUGGGAAUUGACUACGGACAUCCGGAAGUCAUGAAUUUCGACGAUUUGAUUGCACCUGAAGGCUUUGUUGUUACUGGUGUCAGAUUUAGAUUUGCUAGAGAUUCGCUUGAUUUACCAGGAUUGAAAUCAAACCCAGUUGAAUUGCAAAUACGCGUAUCGCCGUUUGAUUAUAUGGAGAAAAAAAUAAUUAAUCAUGAUCAAACUCAUUGGAUGUCUCCGGAGCAAAAACAUGAAAGAGAUGAAUUGAUUUUGAACGACCCGGAUAUUCCGACUAAGUCAUCAGAAAAUUUGAUUGAUUCCUCAGAAGGUCAGUUUAUUAGAUUCCGAGCUUCUGACUUGAGAAAAGAUGCCGGACAAUCGACAGUACCAUUUUUUGAUGCAAUCGAGGCUGAAGGUUAUCCGGGAUUCCCUCUGGGAGGUAUCGGAAUUAUUCAUCGAGGACGUAAAGGAUUUGGUGGAUAUUUGGCAUUCAAGAUUUUAGAUCUAGACCUUUCUCAUUACUUUAAAGACGAUUUCUUUCGCUGA
Messenger RNA from Microplitis mediator, 702 nucleotides. RefSeq lists its product as uncharacterized. Bases 1 to 702 code for a protein of 233 amino acids. The record is from RefSeq and is a predicted model, not a curated record. The transcript has 2 exons. NCBI's taxonomy places the organism in Eukaryota, Metazoa, Arthropoda, Insecta, Hymenoptera, Braconidae.